AAAAUCAGACGCUUAUAUUUCCUGCCAACCAUUUCAAAAAGAGCUAUUGCAUUUACAUGUAGUAUGACCACAGAUUUCUUCACGACGCAAUGUUGAGCUUGACCCGCCAGCCCAGGCUUGCACUGGCACGGCUUCAUCAAGUCUCCUGCUGUGUUUCUACCUCGGGAACAGGGGAUCAGACAUCUCCUACAUCACCUGGCCCAAGAAAGCCUAGCAAACGUCGAACUACCCCAAGCUCGAAAGCAGCAGCAACACGUGCCAAAUUCCCUCUUCCUAAGUGGACUCCACCGAAAGGUGCAGAUACAGGCGUAGUGAUUCGAAAUGCUUUGACGAAAACAUUGGUUCCUCUGCGUGCAGAGCCUUUCAAACCAUUAUCUUGGUACAUGUGCGGACCAACAGUGUACGACUCAACCCACAUCGGCCAUGCACACUGUUACAUGAAGUUUGACAUUAUUCGAAAGAUCCUGAAGAACUUCUUCAAUGUGCGCGUGCGUCUGGUCGUGAACAUCACCGACGUGGAUGACAAGGUGAUCCUGCGUAGUGAGCAGCUGGGAGUGCCGGUAGCAGAGCUGACUAGAAAGUAUGAGACUGAGUUCCUGGACUCCUUAGAUCGUCUCAAGAUUGAGCGUGCCACUGCUUACAUUCGCGUGACAGAUCACAUUCCGGCCAUAGCAGAUUAUAUUCAGGUUCUUGUGAAUAAGGGUUACGCUUACCAUUCCCAAACUGGCGACGUCAACUUCGAUUCUAUAAAAUUCCGUGAUGAACGUCAUGCUGGCAAGCUGGAGCCAAAGAAAUUCAAGGGGUCGGAAAGAACAACACCAGCCGCAGGCAAGCGGCAUGCGGCUGACUUUGCCCUGUGGAAGCAUAGCAAGCCACACGAGCUUGGCUGGGACGUGGAGUGGACCGGCGUGGGUCUAAGACGGGGCAGGCCUGGUUGGCACAUUGAGUGCUCCACACUGGCCAAAAUUGCGUUUGGCGACCACGUGGACAUCCACACUGGUGGUGCUGACCUGCGGUUUCCACAUCAUGAGAACGAGAUAGUGCAGAGCGAGGCCUAUCACGACACAGAUCAGUGGGUUGACUACUUCAUGCAUUGCGGUACAUUGCGCAUAGACGGCUCUAAGAUGUCCAAGUCACUGGGAAAUUUCAUCACAGUAGAUGAGUUCUUGGCUAAGCACUCGCCGGACAAGUUCAGGAUGAUUUGCUGCAUGAGUCAGUACCACCGAGACUGUGAGUAUGACCAACAGACACUGGAAACGGCUUCCACCCGCCUUGCCACCCUUGCCAACUUCAACUCAGCUGUGCUGGCCUAUGUAGAAGGCAAAUCAAUGAGCACGGUGCCGACCAAGCGCAUCCUAUCCAAGCUGGCUUCAACAGAAAACAAAGUCCUGAAGGCUCUGGGGAAAAACUUUUCUGUGCAAAAGGCAAUAUCAGAAUUGUUGGCGCUGGCAACUUUUGUGGAAGCAGAGCUAGCCGAUGGCAAUGUUGCUGAGUCGCUCAAGAAGCCGCGCGAUGGCAGGCGCUCCGGAGCAGUGCUAGCGGUGCAUACCUUCAUCCGACACACACUGCAGAACAUGGGCUUUGAAGUAGCCUUCAUGCAGCUUGGUAUUCAGGCAAGUGGAGCUGACAGCGGCAAUGUCCCAACGGAGCAUGUUCUGCGGAAAGCCAUCGACGAGUUCAUGGCGUUCCGUGCUGUCGUACGCGAUCUGUCCAUCGGCCGAGUGUCCAAUCUCGACGGCCUCUCUGAUCUACUAGCGGCGCAUCAUGGCGACGCGAAGACUGAGAAGCAGUUGCGCAAGGAAUACACGCGUAUCACCGCACCCUUCCUUGAGGCGUCCGAUGAGCUGCGAGCUGACCUGAUGCAGAAAGGUGUCGAGAUCAAGGACCGCGGUGUAGAGUCAAGCUGGGACCUGCUUCAAAAGUGAUGGUCUUUUGUGUAUUAGGUGAGCCGGAGCCAGAAGUAAGUGGUCUUAGCGGCUAUACCCAGCAGUACUGCAAGCGAUAGAGAUUGCAGGUUUUGUUUCUCUUGUAUGUAUGCCGAUAAUUUUUACUCACUGCCUGUACAAAUGAGCCGAGCAAGUGCUGAUAUCCUUUCUUAGGGGUUUGCCCCACCGUACAGAGUACUAUAAUCGUUGUCACAAGGCUCGGUGUACACACAGAACUGCCGAAUUGCCUCUGUUCUUGUCUUUGUUCUCGUAUCUGCGUUUUAUCAGACUCAAGUUCACUCCUUUUUAUAGAUUUCACUGGCUGCUGGUCAGCCGUGCUGCUCAUAUAUGCCUAUGCUGGCUCAUGGCUAGUGUAAGUGGUGCCUUGAGCCACUCUUAGUGUGUGUGCGUGUGUGUGUGUGUGUGUGUGUGUGUGUGUGUGUGUGUGUGUGUGCGCGCGCGCGUGUGGACGUGUGUGUGUGUGUGUCUUGCCUUGACAGUCAUGAUGUAGUACUAAUAGUCUAGUUACAUUACCUCUACAAACGUUGCAUGCGUGUUUAUUUUACCCAUCCGGUACCAUGCUGAAUGAGCAAGUCACCUUUAUCAAUGUUUUUUUACUAUUUUUGCCAGUCCAUAAGAGUUUUUGGUUGGAUAUGAUCUGUUAUGUUUGGCGUCUGGAUCUUCUUUGUACAUAGCUGUAAUGCUUUGAAGUAAAUGAGCUUAUGUGGCUACCACCAAGUAAAGGUGGUUGCUUGCCAAAUAUGAAACAUGAAAUGAAGUACCAAACAACUUUCUCCAUA
Messenger RNA from Sycon ciliatum, 2725 nucleotides. Its product is annotated as probable cysteine--tRNA ligase, mitochondrial. Gene Ontology annotation, molecular function: cysteine-tRNA ligase activity; ATP binding. The transcript is spliced from 15 exons. The record is from RefSeq and is a predicted model, not a curated record. The coding region runs from base 90 to 1925 and encodes 611 amino acids. Gene Ontology annotation, cellular component: cytoplasm. NCBI's taxonomy places the organism in Eukaryota, Metazoa, Porifera, Calcarea, Leucosolenida, Sycettidae. Gene Ontology annotation, biological process: cysteinyl-tRNA aminoacylation.